UAGCUAACUUCAAAGUAGUUUUUCCCGCAGUUUGGCGUCCACCGAUCCAAAAAAUUUUUGAUACGUUUUUCUACUUUAUUUAGAUCAAUGAAACAUUUGCUAGUGCUAUGAUUUGUUUCUAAGUGCAUGUUUUAUGAACUGAUUAUGUUAUUUCGGUGAUUGUUUCGUUACAUUAGACUUAAAUAGUUGAUUUUGUAAACAUCGGGAACACGGAGCACACGUCUAUGACUUCUUAUUGGCAGCAUGGCGGAAAUAGUGUACCCGCAAGGCUGCCGCCCAAUAACCGAUGACCUAGGUCCGGAUGAACUUGUCCGAAGACUUAAGGCGCUCGCCCACACCUUACAAGGUCUUGGGCAAGAUGAGGGCAUGUACCAACAGUAUAUACCACUGGCAUUACACCUGGCCGAUGACUUCUUCCUCUCACACCCCUCAAGGGACGUGCAACUGCUUAUUGCUUGCUGCAUCGCUGAUGUGUUGCGAGUAUAUGCACCAGAGGCACCAUAUAAGGAUCAGGAACAGGUCAAAACGAUAUUCCUGUUCCUGAUCAAUCAGUUACAAGGUCUUAAGGACCCGAAGGAUCCAGCGUUUAAGAGAUACUUCUAUCUUCUGGAAAACCUGGCUUAUGUGAAGUCAUUUAAUAUGUGCUUUGAACUUGAGGACUGCCAAGAGAUCUUCUGCGCACUUUUCUCGCUUAUGUUCAAAAUUGUUAACUCAGAACACUCAUCCAAGGUGAAAUCCUUCAUGCUGGACGUCCUCUGUCCGCUAAUCACAGAAUCGGACGUUGUCUCAAACGAGUUAUUAAAUGUCAUACUAAUUAAUCUAGUGGAGCCCAAUAAAAGGGAUAACAAACAUGCAUACGCACUCGCUAAAGAACUCUUGGCUAAGACUUGUGAUACCCUGGAGCCGUAUAUACAAGCGUUUUUCAACCACGUUCUAAUCCUUGGCAAAGAAGAAAAGGGUCUUCUUAUAUUUUCAAAAGUUUAUGAAUUAAUUUACGAGCUAAACCAGUGCUGUCCUACGGUUCUACUGUCUGUCCUCCCACAGCUCGAAUGCAAGCUAAAAUCGGCUCAAUUCCAAGAGCGACUAAGCGCUGUUGCCUUACUGGCUAGAAUGUUCUCUGAACCCGGCUCGGAACUUGCCAAGCAAUACCCGGCUCUAUGGCGGGCGUUUUUAGGCCGAUUCAACGAUAUCUCAGUACCAAUUAGAAUCAAAUGUGUCCAAUAUUGUAUGCAUUUCCUUGUCCAUCACCGGGAUUUGAGGCAGGACAUCACAGAUACGCUUAAAAUGAGACAGCACGACGCUCAUGAGCAAGUGCGCUACGAAGUUGUUAUGGCAAUAAUAGCGACCGCUCAAAGAGAUUUCGAAGCGGUUGCCGAGUCUGAAGAUUUGCUACACUUCGUCAAGGAGAGGACUUUGGAUAAAAAGUUCAAAAUACGCAAAGAAGCCAUGUCAGGUCUAGCAAUGAUAUACAAGAAAUUCCUAACCGAAGACAGUGUACCGCCAGCAACGGAAAAAGCGGUUGAAUGGAUCAAAGACAAAAUCCUACACGGGUACUACAUGACAGCGAUCGAAGAUCGACUCCUGGUUGAGAGGCUUUUGAACACGUCAUUGGUGCCGUACACCCUCCCGCCACAGACUAGAAUGAAGAAACUCUACUAUCUGAUGUCAAAUGUCGGGGAUAAUGCCACUAAAGCGUUUAUUGAAUUGCAAAAGCACCAACUGGCGGUGCGUAGGACUGUGGCUGAGUGGGUGGAGUUGCACAGGAAACCGCCGACCCCGCAGGUGCAGAAGGAAAUGAUAACAAAAGUGCUGCACAUCAGCUCCAAGUUCUUGCCGGAGUCGGUGAAGGCGCAGGAGUUUUUAAAUCAGUUCUCGGAGCAUAUGAAAAAGGCGCCGGAGUUGUUGCAGGGAAUGGAGACGAUUUUAAAUCCGAAUGUUAGCUGUGAAGUCUGUGUUCGGACGACUUCAAGCGUCCUUAAAAAGCUUGGUCAGCCGGUGAUGACCAAUAUAUACUAUAAUACAGUGAAAAUGCUCCUUGAGAGAGUGAGUUCAGUGAUGGUAGACCAUGAAUCCUUGUUAAUCCUUGUCGGUUAUGUGGAAGGUGCUGUGAGGGGAACAGAUACUUCAAUAGCUGAAGAAUGUGGUAUAGACAUACAAAAGGCCGCAUCGCGUGGUCUCAAACUCAUAGUGAUGUUGUCGUUUGUGUUUCCGGCACAUUUCUUACACGAGGACGUUCUGAAUCGUCUCACUUCAUUGUUGGAGUUGGAUGAUGAAACUAUAGCCCCACAUAUUCUCGCUGCGUUGACUUUCCUCGGGAAAUAUAGGCCUCUGGGUGAAGCAUGCCCGACAUUGUUUCCAAAAUUGAUAACAUUAUGCAAAGCAUAUGCUGAAGUUGGAACACCGAAACAAGCCAAGAAUGCCGUCAGGUGUCUCUUCGUAAACGUCCCGGAGCAGAGGACUCAGAUAUUUACAGAAAUACUUGAGACGUUGAAGAGUACGCUGAAUCCGCAGUCGGAGCACUACAGGACGGCGAUAGUCACGUUGGGACACAUUGCACACAAUUUGCCUGAUAACUUCCCUGUUCACAUCAAGAAUAUUGUUUCUAGAAAGAUUGUAAAAGAGCUCCUAGUCCGCGAAGGUGGCGGCGGUCCCAAUGCCCCACAAGGGGACUGGUGUUCUGAAGAUGAGUUGCCCGAAGAGACCCGAUGCAAGUUGGAAGGUCUCAAAUGUAUGGCACGAUGGCUGCUGGGGCUGAAGAAGGAUGAACUGUCAGCUCAGAAGACGUUUAGGAUGUUGAACGCGUUCAUCACGCAUAAAGGAGAUUUGUUGCAGCAAAACCAGUUGUCUAAAGCGGAAAUGGCGCACUUGAGGCUGGCUGCGGGCGCGGCCAUGUUGAAAAUCUGUGAACAGAAAGGAGUCGGGGAUCAGUUCACCGCAGAGCAGUUUUAUAAUUUGUCACAUCUUAUUGUGGACGAUGUACUACAAGUCAGAGAAACUUUUGCUGCAAAAUUACAUAAAGGAUUAUCGAAGGGCAUACCAAACAAAUGCCUGCCUCUAGACUUCAUGGGUAUGUACGCACUGGCGGGCCGAGAGCCGGACAGACGCGUGCGCGGAAUCAUACGGCAAUAUAUGCUAGCCGACGUAGUGCGGCGCAGGGAAUACGUACGGAAUAUUACUAUUGGGACCAAGGUGGAACAAGCAGUGAGCCAGCUUCCGCACAUAAUGCCGGACUACAUGCUGGUGUUCGCUGUACCGGUGUUGACACACGACCCGACGUUCACCAACUACGAUAAUGUCGCACAGCUUAAGACGAUGAAACAGUGCCUCUGGUUCAUCCUGGAGCCGCUGAUCACGCGAAAUGACUUCUACUGCUACAGCUUCUAUAAGAACCUUGUCGAGAAGAUGAAAUUACACAAGGACGCGCUCAAUGAGACGGACGAUAAUGUUAACUUUAAAUUAUGGGCAAUCUGUGACCUCUCCAUGUCCGUGAUAUGGUCUCGGUCCACGAGCUUCGAAAUGCGAGAGUUCCCCUCGGACGUCCGCAUUCCCACGAUGUACUUUGCGCCUCAGAGCGAAUGCUUCGUUAACACAAGGGUCUUUUUACCGCCUGAAUUACAGUUCCAACCAAAACGCGGUCAGCAAAUGGAGCACACAGCGGCGCCUCGUGGCAGAAAGAGAGUUCGGCCCAUACAAAAUAAAGAAGACAAUUCUAACGAAUGCGAGCUUGUCAUUGGACGAUCGGGGAGUAUUGAUGCCAAGCCGUCAGAAGCGUCAGACACACAGAUUAUUGUGCCAGGAUUGGAACACCCGCCUGAGACUGAAUUAGAAGAGCCACAGGCAAAGAGAAUGGCUGACUCAAUAUUGGUUUGAAUAACUUAAACAGUUUGAGUUCAUCGCGAUAUAUGCGCGGGCGCGGCUUAGUUUAAGAAUUUGAAUAUAUUAACUAAAAUUUAAUAAUCCAGGGCCGACCAAUAUUAUUUAAUUACUGUUAUGCAUUGUAUUUUCGCCUCUUUAGGUAUUUUACAAUGCAACAAUUUAAACAAUUUUGUAGUAUUUUUCGGACAUGGUAACACUUCUGUGGGAAUAAGAUAAAAGCCUCAACGGAAAAAAAUCUAUGCAUAAUUUUUUUCUCUAUAAAUAUUACUGUAAGUAUUUUUAUAAUCUAUGUCCGUGCCCGCGUAUUUACGUGCACGUAACGGGACGCUCGAGCGAGAAUUAAUUUGUCAAUUUAUGUUGAAAAUAUUUAACAUGAAAAUCGUGUAUUGGUACUGUGUAAUACUAGCGGCGUAACUAUAAAAUAUUUAUUUAUUUGUAAUUGGGCAGGGCUAUUUUCUGAAUAAAAUAGAUGUUAUACAAAUAAUAGCUUACCCAAGAGUAUUUAAUUCUGCUAAAGCACUAUUUAAUAUCCCUCUAAAAUUUUGGUUAUGAUAAUAAAAUAUGAGAACGUUAAAGAUGAAUUUUUUUCAUUAUUCCGGAGAUAAUUGUUACUAAAAAUAAGCCUAGAGCUUGCUAAGAAAAAUAUCAGUUUAAUAGACAGAUAUGUCUGCCCAAUCAAUGAUUACUAUGUAAAGAUUUUAUUUAAAUUGUGUACGAAAUGAUGUUAAUUUACAUAAUUAUAAUUGUAAAUAUUUAAAUUUAUAUCCUUUUAAGCACCAUUUUGCAGGGUAUGGUCUAAUUAAUGAAGUUAUAGUCGAUUUAAAUACAACUAUUAUUGCACUAGAUAUUUUUAAUGGCCUUCUAAUCUGUCCCAACAUUGUUACGCCACUAGUAAAAUACUCGUAAUACUUAAAUACGUCUCUGAAAUUUACAACACGGACGAAAAGCGUCUCUCUCGCUCACUCUUCAUUUAAAUUUAUGUUUUGUCUCUUUCGAGCUACAGCUAAGAGUGGGGAUACGCGGUGUGUUUUCUUUGAGACGAAUUUAACUUAACUUAUUUUGUUGCAUCUUUAUGUUUACAAUUUUUAUAUGAGGCUCAUUUUAGGGUUUCAUUUUCAAGCCAAUAAAUUAAUUGUGAAAAUAUGUAUAUAUUUGCACAACGGAAGGUUGUAUAGUAACAAGCUAAUACAUACGAUUGGAUGUUUGAUUCUCAGAUAUCAGGUUCGGGUAUGUGAGGCUCACAAAUGUCCAUUUUGGUAAAAAACUUAAAAUGGCUGCAAAUUCCACAUAAAUACAAAAAUAUAGAUGUGCUGUGCACUCCAUUUUACUUUUAUCUUCACACGUAACUAAAGCUGUAUGAAAUAAAAAUAAGAGCCCCUUCAUUUUACGAUUUAUCGAAAGAUUUCAGAAUUCUUCAACUUUUAUUUAUAAAAUCAUGUUGAAAAGAUGGCGCUGAUAAAUUCCGAAUUAUUUGAAUAGUGUCACGCCAAUUAAAUCGGAAAGAACGUAAUAUACCUAUUUUGGAAGUUCAUGGUGCACAAAGAGUGUUGCCAUUAUAGAUUAUGACAGAUUCCUUUUUUUAGUCGCAUUUCUCACUUGAUUAUAAUGUAUUCUCUUGUGAGGAAUUGGUUAUUUUUAAGGCUAUUUUGACAGUGUGGACGUCGUCGCAUUAGUUAAGAUUAUGUGUGAUACAGCAUUUGUUUCUAAUUUAGGUUAGUGGUACACCCAGUUGUGUAACUAGUAAACACAUUUUAACUGUAUAAGUUAUAAUUAGAUUUAUUUUGGGCUGUCGUAAUUAAACCAAUUUGCUAGUUACACUGGGUUGGCUAUCAUUGUUACGUUAGAUUUUUCUCCAUUUCCUGUAACAUCUUUUAGAAUGUUUGGGAAAUAAGUAAAAAUCUAUAAAUUGUAAAAAUAGUCCUUUUUAAAUUAAUUUCUAAAGGCUUUUUUAUCUGAAAUUAAAAUCAAUAUAAUAUUGUCGAUUUAAAAAUAAAAAAUUAUGAAUAAAUCUUAUUUUUGUAGAUUUGUCACAGAUAAUAUCAUGUUGGUGUUGCCACGUUAAAAUUAUUAUUACAUAAACUCAUUUGAAAUUAUUGUUUUAGUUUUAUCGAUUGACGUUUGACAGUGAUAGCCAUUUGUAUAUUGACAGCGUCUGUCAUUUGGUAUUUAGGUAUUUUUCCAAUAAUUUAUGGAACUGUCAUUUUAAAAGCAUUUUUAGUUUAUUUAUGGUUUCCUAUGUACAUGAUGUAGAGAUAAUCAUUUAGAUUUAGUGUUACAGAAUAUUUUGUGUGACUAAUUUUGUUACGCGUCGAUGUCCACCAUUUUUUUUUUAUUUGUAUCGUUUAAGUGUACCAAAUAUCUGAGAGGCGAUAGCUCGCUCGAUGUCGCAAUGAUUCUCUGUAGUUAUGUAUUAAAUAAUUAAAUAAAUAA
Pieris napi is the source of this 6306-nucleotide messenger RNA. RefSeq names its product sister chromatid cohesion protein PDS5 homolog B-B (gene pds5). NCBI's taxonomy places the organism in Eukaryota, Metazoa, Arthropoda, Insecta, Lepidoptera, Pieridae. The transcript is spliced from 20 exons. Gene Ontology annotation, cellular component: nucleus; chromatin. The coding region runs from base 244 to 3870 and encodes 1208 amino acids. The record is from RefSeq and is a predicted model, not a curated record. Gene Ontology annotation, biological process: mitotic sister chromatid cohesion; DNA repair.